AUGUCCGAGCCUGGCCCCGAAUCCCUCCCUACCAGCGCCGAUCCACGCAGCAAACGGCCCACCAAGCGUCGCGCCCUCACACCGCUCUCCGAACAUGCAACAGAAAUCAAAACACUCUUCAAAGACCCAUCAAAGGAGAUCCGACUUCCGGACUCCAACCAACGUUCGGGGCCCUUGCUGUCUGCACCACCGGAGAUUGUGACCAAUGUCCAAGGUUCUUCGGCCGGAGCGGGCUCAGGCGAAUUCCAUGUCUACAAGGCAAGUCGGCGGCGGGAGUAUGAGCGGGUGCGACAGAUGGAGGCGGAGGUGACCAAGGAGAAGAAUGAUGCGGAGUGGGAGAAGGAACGAGAGGAGGCGAAGAAGAAGGACGAUCAAAAGACGGAUAAGAAUCGGCGCAGGAGAGAAAAGAAGAAGGCUGCGAGGGGGAAGCAGAAGAAUGCCGGUGCAGGCGGCAUGGAAGCUGAUGGCCCGGCGCCGGGCAUGGCGAAGGGACCAAUGGCUCCUGGUAUGCCAACGGCUACUGGGGGUGAGACUGCGGAUUCGGAACCGCAGUAUGUCGAGGAGGUCCCUGGUGUGAUUAUCCACGAGGAGGACUAA
Penicillium longicatenatum is the source of this 597-nucleotide messenger RNA. Its product is annotated as PRKRIP1 family protein. NCBI's taxonomy places the organism in Eukaryota, Fungi, Ascomycota, Eurotiomycetes, Eurotiales, Aspergillaceae. Gene Ontology annotation, biological process: negative regulation of protein kinase activity. Gene Ontology annotation, cellular component: nucleolus. The record is from RefSeq and is a predicted model, not a curated record. Gene Ontology annotation, molecular function: protein kinase binding; double-stranded RNA binding; protein kinase inhibitor activity. The coding region runs from base 1 to 597 and encodes 198 amino acids. The transcript has a single exon.